Hypomesus transpacificus is the source of this 4453-nucleotide messenger RNA. It is a transcript of the gene celf1, whose product is annotated as cugbp, Elav-like family member 1. NCBI's taxonomy places the organism in Eukaryota, Metazoa, Chordata, Actinopteri, Osmeriformes, Osmeridae. The transcript has 14 exons. The coding region runs from base 859 to 2433 and encodes 524 amino acids. The record is from RefSeq and is a predicted model, not a curated record. Gene Ontology annotation, biological process: regulation of alternative mRNA splicing, via spliceosome; mRNA splice site recognition. Gene Ontology annotation, molecular function: mRNA 3'-UTR binding. Gene Ontology annotation, cellular component: cytoplasm; ribonucleoprotein complex; nucleus.
AGAGGGGUAGGGUGUUGUGUAGAGAGGGGUAGGGUAUUGUGUUGACUUUCUGUGACGGUGACUAAGCCAGCCAUGCUGAGUGCAGGUUGUUUACUCUGUCUGCUGUUAUUAUGUCCUCUGUUUAUGAUGCCACUGGCAUCUCCCACAGGUCAGCGAGGUGUGUGCGCGUUGUUGUGUGUGAGAUACAGCCACUGUCACAUGACCGACUCCCCUUCCCCAGCAGCGCCGGAACCUGAUAGUUGAUCGUCCCUAUUCUGGAGCAGGGAUUACCCUCUUUGGCCCUGUCCAUCCAUUCCUACUGUUCUGACAGCCUUAUCUACAUCGAUCUGACAGCCUGUUUAUCUGUGGAGGCAGCAGAUCUGCUGGGCUAGGACAAAGCUGCACAAUGGCUUCAGGGGCCAUCAGCAUUUUCAUUGUGGCCCCAGGGGCCACAGCCCCUAGUGAGCUGGCUGGACGCAACGCUGCCUGGCUAGUCCUGCUCUCCUCUCCGCCUGCUCCGCGCUGGCCUGUCUGUCCUCUCCUCUGCCUCGCAGUGUUGCCGUCGUCCGGUCAGCGAGGAGCUGUCGUCUCACCGUCUUUUGAGAAGUGUUUUGGAAGGUUUUCUUCGUGCCGUGUCGGUGGUACAAUAGUCAGCUUUUAUUUAGAUUUUUUUUAAGACGGUUCUCCAUGAGGACCGUGUCUGUUUCUCCUCCCCAGCCUUUCCUCCUCCCUACCUCUGCUCCUUUCCUCCGUCUGUCCUCUUGUCCUCGGCUGCUCUCCUGUCUGUGACUCGUCCGGAGGCUGUCGCAUAGGUCCGUCUAGCCGGAGUAGUUUUCCCCUGUUGAUUCUGUUGCUCUGGAGAGAUAUCUGCACUCAACCAUGGCCUCUUUUAAACUGGACUUCUUACCUGAAAUGAUGGUGGACCAUUGUUCCCUAAACUCCAGCCCAGUAGCUAAGAAGAUGAAUGGGUCGCUGGAGCACCCGGACCAGCCUGACAUCGACGCCAUCAAGAUGUUUGUGGGUCAGAUCCCGCGCUCCUGGGCGGAGGAGCAGCUGAGGGAGCUGUUCGAGCCGUAUGGCGCCGUCUACGAGAUCAACGUGCUCCGAGACCGCAGCCAGAAUCCCCCGCAGAGCAAAGGCUGCUGUUUCAUCACGUACUACACCAGAAAGUCUGCUUUGGAGGCCCAGAAUGCACUGCACAACAUGAAGAUUCUCCCUGGGAUGCACCACCCCAUUCAGAUGAAGCCAGCUGACAGUGAGAAGAACAACGCGGUGGAGGACAGGAAGCUGUUCAUUGGUAUGAUCUCCAAGAAGUGCAAUGAGAACGACAUCAGACUGAUGUUCUCUCCCUAUGGACAGAUUGAAGAGUGUCGCAUCCUGCGAGGUCCUGACGGACUCAGCCGUGGUUGUGCCUUUGUCACCUUCACAGCCAGACAGAUGGCCCAGUCAGCCAUCAAGUCUAUGCACCAGUCUCAAACCAUGGAGGGCUGUUCCUCCCCCAUGGUGGUGAAGUUUGCAGACACCCAGAAGGACAAGGAGCAGAAGAGGAUGGCCCAGCAGCUUCAGCAGCAGAUGCAGCAGCUCAACGCUGCCUCCAUGUGGGGAAACCUGACGGGCAUCAACUCCCUGGGGCCCCAGUACCUGGCACUUUACUUACAGCUUCUCCAGCAGUCUGCUUCCUCGGGAAAUGCCCUCAACAAUCUGCACCCCAUGACAGGGCUGAACGCCAUGCAGAACCUAGCAGCCCUAGCGGCAGCGGCUAGCGCCACACAGGCCACACCUUCUGGCUCCAACGCCAUGACGACGUCGAGCAGUCCGCUCAGCGUUCUCACCAGCUCAGGUACGACCACCGGGCAGAACCUCUCCUGGGACAGCUACAAGGCAGGCUCCUCCCCCACCUCCAGCAGCAGCUCGUCGGUCAACCCCAUGGCGUCUCUGGGGGCUCUGCAGUCUCUGGCCGCCGGAGCUGGCGGUCUCAACAUGAGCUCCCUGGCAGGUAUGGCAGCUCUGAACGGUGGCCUGGGCAGCGGGGGCCUGUCCAAUGGGUCAGGCAGCACCAUGGAGGCCCUGAGUCAGGCCUACUCUGGCAUCCAGCAGUACGCUGCUGCGGCCCUGCCCAGCCUCUACAGCCAGAGCCUGCUGGCCCAGCAGAACGCCAGCGCAGCGGGCAGCCAGAAGGAGGGUCCAGAGGGGGCCAACCUGUUCAUCUACCACCUGCCCCAAGAGUUUGGAGACCAGGAUCUGCUCCAGAUGUUCAUGCCCUUUGGAAACGUCAUAUCAGCAAAGGUCUUUAUCGACAAGCAGACCAACCUCAGCAAGUGCUUUGGUUUUGUGAGCUACGACAACCCUGUGUCGUCCCAGGCAGCCAUCCAGUCCAUGAACGGCUUCCAGAUUGGCAUGAAGCGCCUUAAGGUGCAGCUGAAGAGAUCCAAGAAUGACAGCAAGCCCUACUGACCCCCCCUUCUGCACCCUCCCUCCCCCCCCCCCCACCCUGCCUCCUAUGUGCCCAACUGUCUGUCUGGGGCAGGCUCAGAAAGGGGGGCUACCUGAUCUCUUCCAGCCCACGUUUGUUCCUCGUUUGCCUAGCAUGUUGAUGUGACGUCAAAAAGCUCAUCGUCCAGUCCCUUACCCUCUACUCUUCUCUGAAUCCUUUGACUCCUUUAGUUGUUUUUUUUUCUUGUGUUUAUAAAGACGUUUGUGUUUGUGUGUUUCUCAUCUGUCCUUUGUGCUGCCAAAAGGGGGCGCUAGUAAGACUGCUGUUUGGGAGAAAAAAAAUGUAUAAAGUUACAUGAGUAUUGUUACGAGUAACAAAAUAAAAAAGAGGAUCUAUUUUUCUAGAAUUUUCUGACAUAACCACUAGAAUUUUGCAAACCUUUUUGUUUAUUUUUCACUUAGUUGGACCUGUUUUCCUUGGCGGUGUGAUUGUAUUUGAGUUCUCGUAGUGUUGGAGCAGUCGUCCUAGCGCCUCCCUGCUGUGUUCCCUUGGGUUUGUGUGUUUGUGUGAAAAAGCAGCCAAUCAAUUUCUAGAGAGUAGUUCAGAGUGUGAGUGUUUCUCUCUCUCGUCUGCUCUAACCCCUUUUGUAGAAUUGUCUUUGGUCACAUUUUGCUAAACAGGGGAAGACUUUGUAGUUUUGUGCUAGUUAGUGAGUUGGCAUGGUGUAAUUUUUUUGGGAGUUCCUACUGAGUGAUGACAGCGAUAUACACUUGAAUCAUUGUUAGUCCUACAGAGUGUGUUUGUGAGAUCAUCACUGGCACAUACUGUUCUCAUUUUCUUCUGGCAUGGUGAACCAGCAGGGUCUGAGUACUGACAUCGUUAUUACACUAAGAGCAGAACUGCGUGUCAUCAGUCAAGCAGAUAUUAAGCAUGCACCUUUCAGUUUUUUUUUUUUUUUUUGUAACUGCACUGAAAUCCUCAGCAAAAUGUGAUUUAGUUUUGUUUAAAGAAUAACGACUUACAACAAAUAAACCAGUGCCAAACAUUUUGCACAUGGGUCAUAUUUUUCUCGGACACAUUGCCGUUGCUGAUGCUAGGAUUGAGAGUCUGGGGCAAUUGUGGGUGUUGCUGUGGUGGAUGGGAGCAUGCGUAUGAGCGAGAGAGAGUAGAAUUAAAGGUGAAGUUGGCAGUCAUGCAGAACAGUAUAGUGAGAGAUUAGUAGUCACCCACUUGUGUUAUAAUGUUCAAUAUCAUUCAUCAAAAUAUGGGCCUGCACUGGCUUUGUUGAAGCAAUUUGAGGUAAAAAGUGUGUUUUGUGUGUGUGUGCGUGCGUUUGCUCAGGGGUGUGUGUGUGUGUUGCCAGUCUGUGUUCGCGUGUGUUUUAGUGCCUCAAUAAAAGCAACCUGAUCAGUGCUUGGUCUGAUAAACUCAAAUAUGGAUCCUGUAAUUUAAACAACUACAAACAUUGCCUCUGUAAUACGACCAGUCGAUGGGUUCCUGUGUUACCAUGUGAUAGCUCAUACGACUCCAGUCAAACGGGAGUUCUCGUAGUCAGUAUGAAGGUGAAAGGUGUGUUUAUAACUCUUGGUUUGUACAGUACUGCCUUUUCUACUACAACAAACACUCUGUAAAAUGUUAGUGGUGAACCCUGUAUAGCUUGACACAAAGACCAAACCCUAGUCUUAUAGAAGGCCAUACAAAUCAACUGGUAUGAAGACAAUUCUGUAAAAGUCGCCUUUUUCUGCAUUCAAUAAAAUAAACUGUUUUUAUUUUCCUUAAUUUUUUAUUUUUUGUUUUACAUUGUUGUGGUUUUGAUGUGACACAUAGUAACUGCUGACAUUGUUAGAUGGCUUAAUCAGUUGUAACUGCUUGUGAUGGGUAGAUAGCAUACCGAAUGUUCUGGAAUGUAGAAGGCUUCUGUCUCGUCAUCCAGGGGACUGGGGCCACACUCCAGCAAUCCUCUCUGUCAGCAGACUGUGUGAUUCUGAUUGGUUGGUUGGUUUGUUUGUUUAUUAUGUACAAUUAAAAUGUUUGAGAAGA